AUGGAAUCAACAUCUGAAGCGGGCGAAUCACCGAGGAAAGAGAGAAAAAGGCACGAAUCAAGUGACUAUGAGAUUUCUGAGAUUUCUCCAGGCGAGGAAAGCUCCGUAGAGGACCACAUCCCCAGCAGCAGUGAGAUGCAAGAAGAGAUCGAGGAGCUGAAUAAUUCGACGAAACCUACGCCGAAAAGCAGAAAACGGGCGGCUCAAAGCGGCCCAGUCGACACUUUCAGCCCAUUUCACUUCAAAAAGGAUAUUACGAGUAGUUUCUUGCCAUACGUGCCGAAAGUUUGGUCAGUGCAAAAUACGUACCGAAUUCCGACAGACGUCAUUUUAAACACUAUUCGGACGGGCGGCACCGAAGGAUUGGGCAGAGCAGAGCUGGGAAAAACGGUCGGUUACGACUCUACGAACAAAUCCGGCGGCCGUCGAGUAUCUGAUUGGAUUGUAAAAUGCACAACGGAGCAUCCUGAUCAUAUUGGACAAUUUCAGAAGAUGAACGGAAAAGUUCGCACUAUUAGAUAUUUCUGGAAACAAAACGAGCAACCGGAGCGUUUUGAGAAGCUUUUCGAAGAAUUUCAGCAAUUAACCGCAUGCCAAUGCCCAUUUAAAAUAGGAGAAGUUAUAAAGUUUCCUGAGAAGAAAUUGAACACUCUACGCGUCAGUGACGUCACUUUGAAGCGAUUCAAUCGAAUUAUUGCAUUGGUUAACCAAUUCAGAGUUAUUGUGACAAUUAGUCGACUUAUAAAAACGAUAUGCGAGCAAGAAAUGGCUGAUGGAUAUAAAUUUCAGAUCGACAAAAAAUCAGUGAUGAAAUGCCUUUUGGCACUCCAAACGAAAGGAUUCGUACGACUUUUUGAUACAACUGUUAGAUCUGAUAAUAUCAAUCAUCAGAUUCAAAUCAUCUGCCACGGAUCGAUUGAUAAUGUGAAAAAUGUUGAAAUUAUCGCUGGAAUCGAAGAAAUGAUUGAUUCAUUUCAUAAAGAAGGACGAGUAUUUCCACACGGACAACACAGAACACUCAAAAAACACAAUCAAAUUGAAGAAAAUCCAAAAGUUGCCGAUGAAUUUAAUGAAAAAUUGGAGAAUGUCGAUGAGGAUUUGACGAGAAAUCGAACAAUUCAUGAUAGAUAUCAAUUUUUCCGACUUCAAACACUUCGAAAUAGUCAUAAAGAGAAUAACUUCCAUGAAACGGACGAAUUCAACGGAGGAAACUCGACUCUUGAUGAUUCUCAAAUUGAGGAUGAAAAAACGAUUAAUUUGGAUGAAGAAGGUGCUGAAAAUGGAGAAGAAGACCCGGAUCAGGCGAUGAUUAACCUUUUUGCGAAAAACCCGACGGUAACUACUCCAGCAUCAAAAUUGAGAUCGAAUCAAUUCUAUUUCGGACGAGAUUCGCUUGGAUAUCAGAAUAAAACCGUCCGCCUCAUGAUUCUCCAUGAAAUGAUCUAUAAUUUUGUACAUGGACAUCCGAUUGACACGUCUCCGACGGCUUUUGAUUUAUUCCCACCAACUCAACCAUAUCGUUCAUGGGAAGUACGUGAUGAUUCAAAUGCAUAUGUAUAUUUAGAAGAAGAAUCUCCAUAUCGUUUUAUGCCACCACAACCACAAUAUGAUGGAGUUGAUCGGGGAUGGUUUAUGACAUUGGAUCUACUUGCCGCGUUGCCGCUAUCGGUUUUUGUGCUCACCAAUUAUGUGCCAAAUACUAUUGAUCGUCCUCUCCUGCUCACAUACCUCAACGACCCGGUAAAACGUCAUUUAUGUAUUGGAUAUCUACCCGAUUCAAUUCGUGAUCCAAUUAUGAAGAAUAAGAAAAUUGUCAAACAACUUCAACAUAGUUUCCUAUGUCUCGCAGGAAUGCGACUGGCUGCUGUUGGACCGAAUCCAUCGGUCAAAAGAUUUCCGGGAGCUACUUCGGAGAUGUAUUAUGUCGCGAGAAGAGUGCACCUAUACGACACGAGUACAAGUGCAAAAGGAUACGCAUGUGUGAAUCCAUCAAUUGAAGAGGGUGAAUAUGUGAAAUAUGAAUAUGAAUUGGCAACACGACAUGAUAUUAUUAUGUAUUGGCAUCAUUUGAGAGCUAUUGUCCAAUCUACACCACUUACAUAUCGUAUCGAUGAUAUUGGUGAUCGAAAGUUUACCCAGAGACAUCGACAAUAUACUAUUGGAGUUUUUGAUCGGAAACUCGUCGAAGUCGACUACAUUACCGGAAUCGAAGAGCUCUACCCGAAAGUUGCGGCGGACGGAGUCGCCGGAUUCGAUGCUGGGCUCUUUGUGCAUUUGAAACGUCAUUGGGACCUAAUUACAGUACCACAUGGAACAGUUUCAUGGUUUAUACAGAGAUUCAGGAAAUGUUCGACCGAUUGCAAGCGAAUUGUUGAGCAAAGAGUAAAAUCUGUGCACAAAGACUGGAACAACUUCUCGCGGCUCUCGCUCGCCGACUCUGAUAUUGUUAGAACCUCAUCAAAUCCGCUCAAAGUCGAAUAUCCGCCGAUCAAGAAGUUUGGCGGCACCAAUGCGCCGAAAUCCAAUCGAAAUACGCAAAAGACUGCUCGUCAAAUCCCAAAAAAGCGAAAAUUGGAUAGUGUGGAUAUUGUCAGCUCGUCGGCCCGUGUCAGUGUCCGCUGCCGUUUUACACCCAAGGAACGCGACCAACUAAUCAUGAUUCGGGCCGUCGGCUUCUUCUUGAAUCCGGUCUAUCGUUUCUGGUUGGAUCCAACAGUUCUUCGUGAUUUGAUGCAUGAAUUCGUACCGGAAAGCCGAAAUAAGACGGUCCAAAGCCUGAUGGCUUGUGGAGUUCGUGAGCUUGUUCGGGCCAAUCGUCUGGCCUAUUUGCAGCGGGUUGUCCGGAAUUUGUCCACUUUUCCGAGUGUCUUGGUCCAUCAAAUGAAUGCUGGACAACCCGAGAAGAUUUUGGAUCAAAUUCCGCCUGCCGUGCUCCAAUCUGUGCUCCAAAGCCUUCGAACUGACGGACUUGUGUCCCGAAGUCGAACUCUUGAAGUUGUCACCGAGUUGGCUAAUAAGAAAGACGCUACGUUGUCUUUUUAUUUCCGUCACUUCUUCUACCACCGUUUCCACAGUAAUCUCAUCGAAGGCGUAGGUCGCCUACUCGACAAAAUUAAUGAUACUGCUACAGCCCAACAACAACUACAAACUACAACAAACGAACUCGACGGCGAUGGCCCAGAAAUUGUAAUCGCCGCGGCAAAAGCGUUCCAUCCGACUGAAAAAUUCGAUUUGGAAAUGAGUGUGGACGAUGAUGAAAUUCUGAAAGUAUUUGAUAUACAAGAACAAGAGCAAAUUGUGAUGAAAAAAAUCCGACAUUUGGAGAAUUCUGACUUACAUUUCGAGCGAAUUCAUGUGAAUUUGGCGAAAAAAGAGCGAUUUUUUGACGACGUUCAGAGCGACGAAAAACUCGCCGAAAUUUGCGAUUUUUUGAGCCAAAAUUGCCGGGAAAUCUCGAAUUCUCCUCGAGCAACACUUGACGAAUGGAUUCAGACUGGUGGAAAAUUCGAAAUACAACGUCGCCGAGAGAUUCGGGCGGUUUGCCACGUCAUCAAGGCCACCCGUCAGGUGGGAAUUACACUUGGCGAGCUGUGUGGAAAAGUGAAAAUUGCCAAAGAGCAAAUUGCCGAAAUUUUGGCCGAUUUGAGCGGAGCGGCUCAGAUUUUGGCGGCCGGAGUUGACGAGAAGCGAUGGGUUAUGCCGGAGUACGAGGCUUGUUGGAUGGUCCGAAUUGGAGACAAGAAAUGGUGUCCGAGACCUUGGAUUGCGCCGGAAGGUUGCAUCUCCCUGCCGGUAGUUCGUUGGAUGGCUGAAAGUGCUCUGGUUUUAAUUGUUUCAAAGCUUGGAAUUCAACUGAAAGACGUCAUCACAACAUACGAAUUCGCUGUUCAACCGAUUGCUAUUCGAGAAAUUAUUUCCCUGCUGGAAAUGCUCGAUUGCAUUGAAAUUAUCACUGAAGAAUUCAAAUCUCCAAAAAUGACGUCUCCGUUCUCAUCGCCAUCUACCCGACAAUCAAUCACUUAUAUUCAAGCGAAAAUCGACGGAAUUGACAAAUUUUCGCGAAUUUUCCAUUCGAUUCCACUUUUGAGCACAAUGUCAUCGAAACCACUCUCUUAAAACUGCAAAUUUCUCGAAAUUUUCGACAUUAAAAAUUUUUUAAAUUCCCAAAAAAUCACAAAUUUCUGUCAAAUUUUCAAGAUUUUCCACCCACCAAAAAAAGCUCUGAAAAUGCAAUUUUUUCAGUCAAAAGUUGCCGAAAAAACCAGAUUUACUCCUAAAAGGACACAAAAUUUUGCUCUGUUUUCCUCAAAAAUGCACAAAAAUUACAUAUUUUUGAGCUUUUUUAAAGGUAUUAUCAAGCAAAAAAAAUGAAUUUUUUGUAAAAUUGAGUAUUUUUCAGCUUUUCUGGCCUAAAUUGGCAAUUUUUAGCCUAAAAAUGGCCUAAAAUUUCAAUUUCAAUUUUUAAAUGAAAUUUUACUUUAAAAAGCCCAUUUUUCUCAUUUUUCAGUCAAAACUGGCCAGAAAAUCAAAUUUUUGAGAUUUAAAUGGGAAAAUAUUGAUUUUUAAAAAAAAUUUUUUUUCACCUAAAACUGCCCAAUUUACCCCCCAGAAAAUCUUAUUUUAGCACAUUAAAAAACCCAUAAGUCACGAAAAUUCCAUUUUUCCGUCCGAAAAUGCUCAAAUUCAACUUUUUGAGGUAAUUUUGAAGAUUUUUAUAUGUGGAAAACUGGCAAAAAAAAUUUUUUGGCAAUUUUUCGCCUAAAAAUGGCCUAAAAUUUCAAUUUUUCAAUGAAAUUUUCGCGAAUAAUGCUCUAAUUUUAAGCCAAAUCCGCAAAAAUCGUGGUUUUUCCAUACUUUUUCGCUCAAAAAAGCGAAAUUCUUUGGAAAAUUGUGGGUUUUUAAAAUCAAUUUUCCCCAAGAAAUAAGCUGAAAGUAUGGGAAAUAUCCGAUAUUUUCCAUAUUUUUGCAUAAAAAUGCUGAAAAGCCUUAAAAAAUCUCACUUUUUUCCGCCUAAAAAGCCCCCAAAAAUCUUUUUUUUUUCACUUUUUUUUCUAAUUUUUCCAAUUUCCGUCCCCAAAAUCCUCCACUUUUUAUUGUUCAUUUUUGUUGAAUUUUCACUUUAUUUUUCCGCUUUUUCUCUGUUUUUCCCCUCAUAAUUUAUCCUUUUUUACAUGCAAAUCCCAUUUUUUUGUUGAUAAAUUCAAUUUUUUUGAAA
Caenorhabditis elegans is the source of this 5215-nucleotide messenger RNA. It is a transcript of the gene tftc-1, whose product is annotated as GTF3C1 extended winged-helix domain-containing protein. Bases 1 to 4116 code for a protein of 1371 amino acids. Gene Ontology annotation, biological process: transcription initiation at RNA polymerase III promoter. Gene Ontology annotation, cellular component: transcription factor TFIIIC complex. Gene Ontology annotation, molecular function: DNA binding. The record is from RefSeq and is marked reviewed. Lineage: Eukaryota; Metazoa; Nematoda; Chromadorea; Rhabditida; Rhabditidae. The transcript is spliced from 21 exons.